This is a messenger RNA of Oryzias latipes (Japanese medaka), 829 nucleotides long. RefSeq names its product growth hormone 1 (gene gh1). NCBI's taxonomy places the organism in Eukaryota, Metazoa, Chordata, Actinopteri, Beloniformes, Adrianichthyidae. The record is from RefSeq and is a predicted model, not a curated record. Gene Ontology annotation, biological process: response to nutrient levels; positive regulation of receptor signaling pathway via JAK-STAT; growth hormone receptor signaling pathway. Gene Ontology annotation, molecular function: growth hormone receptor binding; growth hormone activity. Gene Ontology annotation, cellular component: extracellular region.
ACGACUUUUAGCUUUAAAACCUAAACACUGCACUGAACAUGUCAGAGGAGACAGCGGCCCAUUUCAGAGCAGAUCCAUCAGAGCCAGAACCAGAAUGGAUCCCGGACCAGCCAUUAAAAGGGCCACCCUUCUGCUGUCAGCUGUCUGUCUGAGUGUCUGCUCUCAGCCAAUCACAGACAGCCAACGUCUGUUUUCCAUUGCAGUAAGCAGGGUUCAGCACCUCCACCUGCUCGCCCAGAGACUUUUCUCUGACUUUGAGAGUUCUCUGCAGACUGAGGAACAACGUCAACUCAGCAAAAUCUUCUUGCAGGAUCACUGCAACUCUGAUAUCAACAUCAGCCCAUUAGACAAGCACGGCACACAAAACAGUCCGGUUCAGAAGCUGCUGUCAAUUUGCUAUGUUCUGGUGGAAUCCUGGGAGUUACCCAGUCGCUCUUUGUCUGGGAGUUCUGCUCCAAGGAACCAAAUCUCACCCAAACUGGCUGAACUCAAGACAGGAAUUCUUCUUCUGAUCAGGGCCAAUCAGAAUGUGGCUGAGAUAUAUGAAGACACCCUGUCUCUUCCACUGGGGGAGUACAUAGACUAUUAUCAUGGACUUGGAGCCGAUGGCUCACUGCGGCGGACCUACGAACUGCUAGCUUGUUUCAAGAAGGAUAUGCAUAAGGUGGAGACCUACCUGACUGUGGCUAAAUGUCGACUGUCUCCAGAGACAAACUGUAUCCUGUAGUCAUGCUGCCCCCCACCAUGACAAUAGACUCCGCUUUUAAAUAAUUAUGUUAGCAUUAGCAGGAAUAGGAGGUGUCAUAAUAAAGUUUGUGUUGCAUUCUCA